Molecule: messenger RNA, 1937 nt
Organism: Medioppia subpectinata
Lineage: Eukaryota; Metazoa; Arthropoda; Arachnida; Sarcoptiformes; Oppiidae
Source: the annotation of a GenBank genome assembly
AUGAAUUUUGUAUUAACGCGUUGUUGGCUUCGGAGGACAGGUGUGGACGCGACCAGAGGUCAGUUUUACUUGGAGUCGGCCCAAUGGGAUCUGCAGCUGGCGGUCGGAUCUUUCUUCGAGACGGCCGGCGAAGACAUAGCGGCUGAGGGACAGCACAAUCCGGUCCCAAGCGAAGAGCACGAGAGGGCACAACAGUUGCAGCAAAUGUUUGGCAACCGUCCGGUCACUGAACGCGUCUCAAACUCGGCGAGCGAUGCAGAGAUGUCGUCCCCUCCGGACAUCACUUCUUCGGCCGCAAACACUCAGAAGCAGCCAAAGAGUGCACCGAAACCGAAAUCUUCGUCAAACUUCGCCACUUUGGACUCAUUGAGACAAGAGAUGGAUUCGGGAGAGAGUAGUGAUGACGAACACCAGGCCUUCUACGCCGGCGGCUCUGAGAGGAGCGGUCAGCAAGUGUUGGGUCCCAAGAAGCCCAAGAAUACGAACGAAAUGGUGACGAAUGUGUUUUCAUCGGCCAAAGAACACGGCGCCGAAGUAGUGGAUCCGUCCGAAGAGGCGAAAGUGAAGAAAAGGGCCAACGCUUUCGGCGGCACCGGCUUUAAACUGGGCUCCACUUCGCAGGAGUCAGCGCCCAUCGCAGGCCCGCCGGCAGCGCAGGGAUCGCGUAAUCAGGAAAUGGUACUCAAGUUUUGGUCGAAUGGGUUUAGUGUAGACGACGGCCCGCUUCGCGAGUACAACGACCCCCAAAACCAGGAGUUUUUGAAUUCCAUCAAAAGGGGAGAAAUUCCGCGAGAAUUGGCGCAGAAAUCGGGCGGAAAAGAAGUGCACUUAAACCUCGAGGACCACAAGAAUGAAGACUACUCUUUACCCAAACGACGUCUGCAGGCCUUCUCCGGUGAGGGCUUUCGUUUGGGUAAUCCUACGGCCGAAGUGGUGACGUCGGCCCCCAAUCCAUCGCAUACUGAUCCCAAUGUGUCCGAAUCGGAAGCCGUGAAGGAUUUGAAUGUCGACCCAAACCUUCCCACCACUAGUAUUCAGAUACGACUGUCGGACGGAACCCGUCUUGUGGUUAAACUGAAUUUAGUGCACACUAUCGCUCACAUCCGACAGUUUAUCUGUACAUCUCGUCCCACAUAUUCCGCCACUAAUUUUGUACUAAUGACUACAUUUCCUAACAAAGAACUAACCGAUGAAACGCUUACCAUAAAAGACGCGAAUCUGGCCAACGCUUCGAUCCUACAAUUAGCAUUGAUUAUGAGCGCACAAGUAAUUGAAAAGUUGGAACAGUUGUGGAGUAUUCUUAACGAGAGUGUCACUGAAGAGGUGAGGUUGAAGUGGUGGCAAACCAUUCAAAAUGAAUACAAAGAUAAUCAGCUCAGAAAACACUACGAUCUCAAUCAUAUUGCAAACAUGUUUAUCCAUUUGGAUGAGAAUCAGAUGAAGAUUAAAUCUGCCAGAAGUGUCUCUUACGCCAUAUUCUUUAAAAAUUUAAGUUAUGAUCCAAAAUGUGUGGACAAUGAGGAGAAAAGCAUCGAUUUAUUCAAACAAUUUGCAAAAGAAGCUGAUAUUAACGAUACGAAUCCAAUUUAUACAGAAGUGAUUGAAUUAAUACUUCUGACAAAAACUCAUUUGACUGAAGAACACAAGAGUGAAACUCUGUUCGGCACUCAAGACAUCCAUUAUUUUCUUGAUUUUGACUUAAGUUAUUUGGGCUCAGAUUCUGACAACUAUACUUUAUAUGCGUUGAGUAUACGAAACGAAUAUGACUUUAUGUCGGAAACGGUCCUCAAGUCAUUGCUAGAAAUCCCCAAAAUAUACUCAACGCAAGAAUUUUACGACAAAUACGAAACUAAAGCCCGGAAUAACAUCAAGAAUGAGAUCGAAGUAUUGGAGGCAUAAUUGCAUCGAUCGGUUGAACGAAACUAUUUUUAAACCUC